This is a messenger RNA of Trichechus manatus latirostris (Florida manatee), 2118 nucleotides long. RefSeq names its product death domain containing 1 (gene DTHD1). The coding region runs from base 1 to 2118 and encodes 705 amino acids. Gene Ontology annotation, molecular function: protein binding. NCBI's taxonomy places the organism in Eukaryota, Metazoa, Chordata, Mammalia, Sirenia, Trichechidae. The record is from RefSeq and is a predicted model, not a curated record. Gene Ontology annotation, biological process: signal transduction. The transcript has 8 exons.
AUGCAUGAUGAAUGUACUCCACUACAGACAACGUCCAUCAUUCAAGAUAUCCAAGCAACAGACAUUGCUGCAAGAGGGGAGCUAAAUGUCAUAGAAACAGAUACUGUGUCCCCCACAAACGGAGAAGAAAGUCAUUACAAGAACCAGGUCCAGAUAAAAAAAAAUAAAACACAUGUGAGUUCAGAAUUAAUGGAAAAGGAAAACAACACAUCAUUGAAUGGAAAUGUAACAGGACAAAAAGAAUCACAGAACAAAAUGUUCCCAGAUAAAGCAGAAAAUAAAGCUGAUAAACAAACAGAACACAUGACUGCUGAGAACAUAAAUGGCAACAAGAAAGAGAUUCAUGACAUAAUCCAGACAACAGAAAGAGAAAUUCAAGAGAUCUCAGAAAGCCAAAGAGAAGAGAUUACCACAUCUUCAAUAACACGUGACAGCUUCAAUAAAUAUGUGAAUAGUCUUCUUCCCAAUAAUCCAGAGAGCGUAAACAAAAAGAAUAACAUAAUGGAAAAGGAGUUUCUUGAUGUGCUGAAUGAUGAAACUGGACCACAGGUGUCUUGCUAUAUUACAGCACCAUCAUACGUUCUACAACACCUAGAAUGCCGAAUAAUUAAUAGCAUGAGUUCUUUAAUAGUGAGUGAAAAUGAAGAGUUGGUCAGCAAUGUCAUCACUAUUGAGUUCUCAGAUCAGGAAAAGAGAAUCCCAUUCCCAAUAUGCAUUGCAAUUCCAUUUAAUGCACGUUACAGGGGAAACUACAGAGACAUCAUGGUGAAAGUGUCUGACAUAAGCCUUCAAUCAAGUUACCUAACCCCAAAUGCUCUGGAAGGACCAAGAGGAAGUUAUAAGGGGACCUGUGCUGAAGUGAAAGCUUACAAGCUGGGUAUAUUUUCUGUCGUGUCUUGUUUAAAGAAAGAGUCCUUCACAGUAACAAAGAAAGGCCUUAUUCUUAAACCAAGCAUGGAUUCCCGGAUAUCCUUAAAUUAUCCCCAAGGAGUUUUCAGCUCACCAGUGCUUGUACAAUUAAAGGUAAAUAUUAAAAAUCGGACAAAAUGUGUUUCCGUAAGAAAACCUGGGAGCAAUGCCUGUGAAUCUUUGAAAUUACUAGGAUUCAGAAGUCGAGAUGGUGGCUGGUUUGUGCUUGAUGAUGUUGUGGUGAGAACCAUGCAAAGUGGUUUGGUAUCAUUUGAAUUGUUCGAACAUUUAGAGAGGUUUAUUGUGCUUCACCUCUCUUCCGUUGUGGAUAACAGCUGCUUGGUUUCUUUUGUGAAAUCUUUAGAGGAAGCCACACUCUGCACCACUGCUUGUGUGGUACUGAAUCACCAGAAACACAAUCCACACAGAGCAGUUAUUUUAGUGGUGCCUCAUAAAGAUUUAAACCAGGCGCUUAAGCACUUGCACUUGGGAGGGUUCAGCGGUCCUCCAGAGCCAUCUUGCCGUUUCCAAUUAAGAGAAGGAGAACAACUGCUUUUAAGGUUUACUGGAAACAUAUUUGCUUCAAGCAAUGGGAAGGACUUUGGAAAAGACUACCAGCUUAUUUUUCACUUACAAAGACAACCCAGACUGGAACUCCAACUCAAAGAGGUGGAUGAAUUUGGAAACUAUAGCUGCCCUCAUUACAAGGGCACUAUUGAAGUUUAUAAAGUACUUAAAGAAAAGAUUGCCCCUAACUUGGAUCAGUCUCUUAUACUUCAUGAAAACCAAUAUCAGUUGCCAGUUUGCAAAUUACCAGUGAGCUUGCCGAAGCAUGAAAAAUUAAUCAACCGUCCACAGAGUACCAGAAGAAUUUCUACAGAUCCUCUAGAAGCCCUUUGGGAUAACUUGCUGUACUGGCUGGCAGAGGAGCUCUCAGAAGACAACGCCACGUCUCUGUCCUCAUCCCUCCCUCUUCGCUGCAGCACCAUUCAGCUCAUCAAACUGAAGAACCCUGAUAAUCUCACAGAACAAAUCCACGAACUUCUUAGCUUCUGGAAGAAAUCGCUCCCAACUUCCACCGAUAAACUUCGCCUUUUGGCACGUCAUCUCCGCAAGAUUGGCAGGGGUGAUCUUUCAGAAGAGCUCAAAUUCAAGUGGGAAAAUAAAGUGUUCACUGAGCAACAGCAGUGGUUUGAUAUGGCAGAGUAA